Messenger RNA from Aspergillus caelatus, 566 nucleotides. RefSeq lists its product as uncharacterized. The transcript has a single exon. The record is from RefSeq and is a predicted model, not a curated record. NCBI's taxonomy places the organism in Eukaryota, Fungi, Ascomycota, Eurotiomycetes, Eurotiales, Aspergillaceae. Bases 80 to 421 code for a protein of 113 amino acids.
GUAAUCUAAACCAAUGCCUACUCUAGCUUAGACGAUCAACAUGCAUAAUGUAGGCCAGGUAAGAGGAUAGGUAAUCUACAUGGAACAAUCAUGGCUUCAUAGCUAUGUUCCAGAAAAAGAAAUGCAAACAAAAACCACUAUGAACACAGCUCAGACUUGCCUUUUAAAACUUCACCAUCCAAACCUCUCUCAAACAGAACCGUCAAUACCAUCUAGAGCCAUACAACAAGCAAAACCGACACACAACCCCUCAAUCCACAAGACCAACCCGCCAACACACCCACCUGCCCCCAAAUGCUCGAUCUCAUUGCCAUAUAUACGGUUAGAACCAUCCGAGCCCAUUAAUGCCCUGCACCUUCGCUCUGAUAGCCAGUGCAGAAGGUGGAACAAUAAUGAGCAGGCGGUCUCUUUACCGCUCUAAAAACAAAUACACACACAUUGGCCUGAGUGAGUCUGGGGACAGGGGAGGCGGGAUGAGCACGGUCCAAAGAUCAAGGAAGAUUGCACGUCACUUGAUGCUGGGUGGAUGGUAGAAAUGGGGGGUUUGAGGCUAGAUGAGGUGUGAA